Messenger RNA from Cuscuta epithymum, 14313 nucleotides. The record is from the annotation of a GenBank genome assembly. NCBI's taxonomy places the organism in Eukaryota, Viridiplantae, Streptophyta, Magnoliopsida, Solanales, Convolvulaceae.
AAAAAAGUCGAGAUAAUGCUUUUGAUAUCCAAUUAGGACUUAAACUCAAUCUCUCUGUGAUUCAUCUCUUCGAAUUCGAAUUCGAAUCAUACUCAAACUCUUACGUUGGUAUUUAUAAAUAUCAGUCAAUUUGGGUUUUUCUUUUCUGUACUUCCGAUCAGAGAUUUAAAGCUAUUUUCUUCAGUCCUUGAUUAUAUCUCCUUGAUCAUUAAUUCUCUAUCCCGUUGCUUUGUGUUGGCUUAUUGCAGGGGCCAGGGAGGAUAUGAUUUUCGGCAAUAUGUUGAAGAAGAAGGAACCUGUUCCGUCCAGAGGUGCAGUGAAUGUUCAGGAGUAGAUCGAAUUUCAAUGCUCGGGAGAAGACGCCGAGGUUGACGAAUGGUCGUCGCUCGUGCUGUCAGAGGUUGGUGUCGCCCAGGAGCUGAUUCCGUCGCAGGUCCCGAUGUCGCUGCCGGAGAAGAUGAUGGGGCUGUCGACUGUCGUGCCGGAGGUCGGAAGCCGAUGCGAUCCCCCUGCUGCAGGCUUUUCUUUGCCAAUGCUUAUGUUCGCCGAUGAGGAGCACGAUCGAUUGCUAGGCUGCUGCUCCCCCUUGCAUGAAGAUGACCAGAGAAAAGAGAUUGAGGAGCCCUUCCAACAAGAUGAUACAUUAUAAAGAAAUUAAGCGUGGAAGCAAAAAAGUAUCUCUUUGUGUCAACGAUCAAGAAGAACGACGAUAAGAUCCUUUCGGAGAUGUAUAAGUCAUUUACUCGCGAGCUUUGGGGUGCAAUUGUCGUCUUGUACCAAUAUACAGACUAAACUCGUGAGUACAGGUAUCAAACUCAAACUAUGCGGACUUUAGUAUCUGAUUUUAUUCAUAGGUCUUCUUUUGAGAUUCCCCCUUCUUUGCGUAGACGGAUCCUUAGUGAAAACGCCUCUUUGAAAAAGACCUUAUCAUUUGGUGGCGAGUUAAGAUUCAUCAUAGGUUAAUUGAACUAGGUUGAGGACAUUUUGAGUCCGAGUAAAAGCAUUCUGGAGGAGGGGCUUAUUUGUGAUGUCGUUUAUGCCUCAUUGUUCACGUAUGACAUGUGUACUAAUGUUGUAGAAGCAUAUUGUGAGGCAUUGUGUUUCAUGGUAAAUACUUUGCUCGCGUCCAUUGGUGAGUUGGCGAUCACAUUUUGGGACUUGCAUGUUAUUAUAGGAUUACCUAUCAUAUGAGACGCAUAUGAUAAAUCUAAUCCAAGCACUUCCGAGUUGUUAGAUGCGAGUUCUGACCGUCCACAUCAUUUGUGCAAAUAUUUAUUUCACGCAUAUCAUCAUGUUUUUUUGAAAACAAGAGAUAAACGAGUUUUGUGUGUUAAUGCUUGGGUCAAAUUCUUGUUCAAGAAGGUCUUCAAGUAUAUCAUGCCUCCAUUGAGAACAACAAAGAAAAGAUCAUCUCGUGCUAAGGCAACUCAUAAUCCGAGCGGAGUUAUUCCAAAAUUUGGAGGAUGGUCAAAUUCUAUGAAGGUACUUGAUGGGAUUAUGGGACUAGGCCCAAUGCCUAAUCAGACUUGGCCCCAAACUUGGAUCAGCGGGUCCAAGCCCACGGCUGUUGUCUCGCCAGGCAAGCCCAUCUAGUGAACCCAGCGAUCAGAUAUCAGGUCGACCCAACCGACCGGGCCCAUCAGGGAGUGGAAGUCCGGCGGAGCAGAAGCCCAAGACGGCCUGCCUACCGGCCCAACCGGAAGCCCGUCUUCAGUCUAGCGAGGAGCCUGAUUCCGGCCCAGCAGAAGCCUGUCGCCCAGGGAGCCCGAGCGCCCAGCCUGCCAGCCAGGGAAGAGCAACGGCCAGCCAACCAGGGAAGAGUAACGGCCAGGCAUUAAUACGAUAUUUAUUUAUGUGAUUAAUUAUGUAUUAACAUGGUAAUUAAAUUAGCCAUUAUAACGUUUGGCAGUUACCAUUUGUAAUCGCCUAUAUAAGGCAAGUUGGAUUCAAAUAAUAGACAAGUCAUUUCUGGCAACUCAAUCUCCUAGCACUUUCCUUAUUCGUACUGCUUUCUUGAUUUCCUGCUUGAGUGUCUUUCGUAGCUUUCCUAAAAGCCUACGAGCGUCCUAUUUUGGACCAACAUUGGUGCUUUCAUUGAGAGCCUCUAUUGUCUCUCACAAUCACUUGAGCAGGAAUCGCACAGAAAGAUGGCCGGAAUCUCGUCCCGACGUGACCAUGUCUCAGUCCACACCGAGGAAUCCACCGGGUCAGGCCGCCAGCGUGCCCUCGACAACCAUGGACAGGGCAGGGGGGCGGCGCCCCAAGGCGACCUUCGGAACCGAUUGUCAGGCCACGGCGACCUGAGGGUGACGCUCAACCACACCCAAGGUGAGCGCUCGGCCCGCAGCCGGCGGGGGGGAGGCCGACGUCAUGCUCCGCGCAUGGACCCGGUUCGACUCAAUGCCGGGGUGGAGGCCCUACAGGAGGCGACUCGGGUUCUGGGGGCCUUGACUCAAGGUUUCCAACAGAUGGUGUCUGGCGGAAACGUGGACGAGCCUGCCCGCCAACAGACGCCGGCAGAUGUGGAGGUGUCCUCCGGGCGGCGUGACGAGCGACGUUCUGGAUCCGACCAAAACAGGAGGGAGGAAGUCUCCCAGCAGCUCAGCCGACCCCAUCAGCAGGCGGGGAGGGGCGCCCAGCAGGGGCGCUCAAUGCAGAUGGAAGGAGGCGAGUCCUCUCGCCACUCUCACCGAGCGAGCAGCCGGACUGGCUCCAUGGGAAGGCAAAACGUGGGGACCCGACCUCAUGCACACAGGCGACUUGGAGGUGCUGCUGGACAUGCCCAGCCCCGUGCUAGGGCUGUCCGAGGGAACCCACCGCCGGCCGAGGUGGAAGAUCUACGACAACGCCUUGACGAGUUGAGGAGAAGGGUCGUCGGGGGGGAGCCCUACACGGCCGACCUCCGGAUACCCGAACCUUUCACCCGGGCGGUCAUGGAUGCGCCGUUGCCAAGGGGCUACAAGCCUUGCACCAUCGAAACAUACAAGGGCGCCUCUGACCCCCAACAUCAUGUAUCUCGAUACCUCUCCUACAUGGUGAUGAUGGGGUAUGAGGAUGCCAUCCGAUGUCGCGGUUUCUCUGCCACCUUGGACGGCCCAGCUCGUGAGUGGUACGACUCUCUGCCUGAUGGGAGUAUCAUGAACUUUCGCGAGUUGGCUCAGCGCUUUCUCUUAAGGUUUGCGAGCUCCCGAGACGUCAAGAGAAACUUCAGCCACCUGUUCGGCCUAAAACAGGGGAAGAAGGAAUCAUUGUCCGCCUUCUUAGCGAGGUGGAGGGCUGAGUCAAUCAAGGUCCAGGGCCUUGAUGACAAGACCGGGGUGGCCAUGCUCACAAACUCCAUCCAGUCUGGUGAGCUUUACAAAGAUUUUGUCAGAAGUCCCCCCACCACGUACGAAGAAGCGCUCGGUCGUGCCGAUCGCCAAGCCGAGGCGGAAGAUGCCGUGCAGAGGAGGAGAGAUGAGGAAGAAGGCGCAAAGGAGGAGAAGGAGAAGGAAGCUGGUUCUGGUGCCGAGAAAGCUGACGGCAAGGCUGGCAACAAAAACAAGUAUAAAGGUAACAAGAGCAAAGGCAAGGGCAGGGCGGACGUCCCGAGCGGACCGCUCCUGCCCGUCAAACAAUUGACUCCACUUGCUCAACCGAUCGAGGCCGUCUUCGACUACGUGGAGGAGCAAGGCUUAGUUGACUUUCCGGAGGAGUGUGAUGUGGUGACAGCCAAGCGCAACCUCGACCAAUAUUGUCGAUUCCACCGGAGAGCAGGGCAUGAUACAGAUGAUUGCGUCAUUCUCCGACGGCAAAUUGAAGAACUCAUCCAAAAAGGGUACCUGGGCCAAUUUGUUGGCAAACCAGGAAACAUUCCGCAGAAGAGGAGCCUGACGUGGCAGCGGUCCGACCAGGCUGCCACGUCAAAGGAGAAGCAACCCGCCAAGAAGCGAGAGCUCGGCGCCCUUUCGGAGGAUGAUGAGGCCGACCUGGGGGAUGGAUCCCGCAAGCACCAUCGGUGCUCAUACAUCUUCGGGGGACCCCAAGGAGGUGAUACCUCGGGAGAGCGGAAGCAAUGGGCCCGAGCCCUAUACAUCGGGGAGAUAACCAGGACUCCCGCCGACAAGAAGGUGAAGAGGGAUCCCAUCUUCUUCACUGAUGCAGAUUUACCACCGAUGCCGCCUCCGCACAGGGACGCCUUGAUGAUCAAGAUCGAGAUCAACGACACUGUCAUCCAUCGGAUCCUGGUAGACAACGGGAGCUCCGUUAACAUCAUGUACUAUGAUACCUUCCAGGGGCUCGGCUUGGACAGAAAGGACUUGAACCCGGUAAGAACCCCGCUCUCAGGCUUCACUGGGGACUCCAUUGAAUCAGAAGGCAGUAUAGUCCUCCCUGUGAUAGUGGGCUCCGAGCCCUGCGUAUCCAAGUUAAGUGUCGAAUUCAUAGUCGUACGCCUAACUUGUCCGCAUAAGAUCAUCAUGGGGAGGCCGGCCCUGGAGGACCUGAGGUGUGUGAUAUCCCAGGAGCACCUGUGCAUGAAGUUCCCCACUCCGAAUGGUGUCGGAGUUGCUAGGGGAGACCAGCGGAUGGCUAGGAGCUGCUAUCUAAAAGCUUGCAAGCAAAUCGGCCAGAAGGACUUGAGAGUCCAUACUAUCAACAACAAGGCCAUGAAGUAUGAGGAGGGUCAGCUCCGUGCUGAACCCACUUCAGACGUGGAGGAAAUCCAGAUUGACCCUGAGAAACCAGAGCGGAAGGUCAAGAUUGGAACCGGCCUCACGGCCGACUUGAGGGAAAAAAUCAUCCGAGUCUUGAUCCUCUUCAGCGUUGUCUUCGCAUGGGGGCCGGAGGACAUGCCCGGCCUCGACCGAAGCAUCGCUGUCCACCGGUUGGCGGUCAACCCGUCGGCAAAACCUGUUCAGCAGAAGAGAAGACAUCUCUCCAUCGAAAGGAGGGAAUUCGUGAAGAAGGAGGUCAACAUGCUCCUGAGUAUCGGACACAUUCGGGAGGUCCUAUACCCAGUGUGGUUGGCGAACGUGGUCCUAGCCCCGAAGCCGCCGACCUGGAGGAUGUGUGUCGACUACACCGACCUCAACAAGGCGUGUCCUAUGGAUCCGUUCCCGUUACCUAACAUCGACCAACUAGUCGAUGGGACGGCCGAGUGUGAGCUCCUUAGCUUCAUGGACGCCUUUCGAGGGUACCACCAGAUUUUUAUGCAUGAAGAUGACGCGGAGAAGACCUCGUUCGUUACCCCGGAGGGAAUUUUUUGCUAUCUUGUCAUGGCCUUCGGGCUAAAGAAUUCCGGGGCAACGUACACGAGGAUGGUGGCCAAAGUAUUCCGGAAGGUGCUCGGAAGGAACAUGGAAGCAUACGUCGACGAUAUGAUCGUCAAGAGCACCCGGGCGGCCGACCACGCAGAUGACUUGGCAGAGAUUUUCGGGAUCAUGAAGGCAGUGCGACUGCGCCUGAACCCAAAGAAGUGUACCUUUGCUGUCCAGGGAGGCAAGUUCCUAGGAUACAUGGUCACGCGAAGAGGGAUUGAGCCAAAUCCCGAGAAGGUGAGAGCGAUACUUGACAUGGAGCCCCCGAGAUCGGUGAAAGAAGUCCAGAUUCUCACCGGUCGGCUAGCAGCCCUCGGGCGCUUCAUGUCGAAGUCCGCUGAGAAAUCAUUACCUUUCUUCCAGGUCCUAAAGAAGCAAAAUGGUUUCGUCUGGACUGAUGAGUGCCAGCGAGCCUUCGAAGACUUGAAGAAAUACCUCCUCUCCGAGCCUUUACUCAGCAAGCCGGAAAGGGGGGAGACGCUGAUCCUGUACCUUGGGGUUUCUCAAGGCGCGAUCAGCUCCGUGCUGGUUCGUGAAGAAGAAGGCGUUCAACGUCCCGUCUACUAUGUAAGCAAAACCCUCCAGAAUGCCGAGCUCCGGUACACCCCGCUCGAAAAGACGAUCUAUGCCGCUUACAUCACCGCGAAGAAGUUGACACACUACUUCCAGGCGCAUCCAAUCCGAAUCCUGUCGGAACAACCUCUAGGAGCAGCCCUGAGGGCGCCCGGCACAGCGCGGGUGGUGAAGUGGUCGAUGCUCCUCAGUCAGUAUGAGGUCGACUUCCAGCCUCGGACAUCCAUCAAGGGCCAAGCUUUGGCCGAUUUCAUCGUGGAGUGUACGGCCCGGGAGGUGACAGAGAAACAACAGGAGAGCGAUGAGCAGUGGUGGACCUUAGCAACAGACGGGUCGGCCGGAGCAAAGGGAUGUGGGGGCGGAAUCGUCCUCAUCUCCCCUGAGGGAUUUCGGGCCUACUAUGCCUACCGUUAUCUUUUCAAAGUCUCCAACAACGAGGUGGAGUACGAGGCCCUAUUGUCCGGACUGCGACUAGCAGCCGCCAUGGGAGCAGAAUGGAUAACGGUCAAAUGUGACUCUCGGCUGGUCGUUUCACAGGUUAAAGGUGAGUUCGAAGCAAAGGAGGAAAGAAUGACGAAGUACCGAGAUGCUGUCCGGGAAUUGCUCGGGCUGUUCAAGCAGGCAGAGUUGGUUUGCGUCCCGAGAAAUCAAAACUCGGACGCUGAUCUCCUCUCAAAGCUGUCCCAGGGGUUGCCCGAACACAUUUCGAGAAUUGCACGCAUUGAGGAGAUGACAACUUCAAGCAUAGCAGCCUCACCGCCCGUCAACGUCCUCCCCUUGCAACCGGUCGCCUGGUGCUGGGUGGACGACCUCCUGCGUUACAUCGCCGAUGGGACGCUGCCUGACAGGGAGGAUGAAGCAAGGCUAGUCCGCCGACGAGCUCCGGGCUACGUCGUCUUGGACGGGAAGCUAUACAAAAGGUCCUACAAUGGGACGUUGCUAAAGUGCUUGCGCCCGCAUGAAGCGGACAUGAUCGUCUCCGAACUCCAUGGGGGCGUGUGCUCCGCCCACCAGGGGGCGUGCACGAUUGCCAGGAAGGUUGUUCUCCAGGGUUACUUCUGGCCGACGAUAAUGCGAGACUGUGCCGAUUAUGCAAGGAGGUGUGAGACAUGUCAGAAGUUCCAGAAGAGCCCCGGCCGGCCAGCGACGAUGUACACACCGAUCAGCACCGCCCUCCCAUUCACGAGAUGGGGCGUCGACCUGGUCGGUCCCUUGCCAACCGGGUCGGGAAACCGGAAGUUUGUAAUCGUCGCGAUGGACUACUUCACGAAGUGGGUCGAGGCUGAGCCGCUCGCCAGCAUCACACAUCUCCAGUGUAAGAAGUUCAUUUGGAAGAAUAUUUUUUGCCGGUUCGGAGUUCCCCUCCAAAUAAUAUCCGACAACGGAAGGCAGUUUGACUGCGAAGCCUUCCGACAGUUCUGCGCAGAGUGGGGCGUAGAAUCCAGCCGGGUGGCGGUUUGCUACCCUCAGGCAAAUGGACAGGUGGAGAACACUAACAGGACGAUCGUCGAUGGGUUGCAAAAGAAGUUGGAGGCCCUCGGGACUGCCUGGGUGGAAGAGUUGAACAAUAUACUCUGGACCUUCAGAACAACCCCAAGGAAGGCAACCGGAGAGACCCCCUUCGCCUUGUGUUAUGGCUUUGAGGCAAGGGCACCGUUCGAGGCCGUAGUCCCCAGCCGACGAAUGGAAGAGUUCGAACCAGCUAGCAAUGAGGAGAGGCUCCGAGCCGAGCUCCACCUCAUUGAGGAAAGGAGGGACCGGGCCUUCGUCAAAGCAGAAAACUAUCGACGCCAAGUCAAGGCGUACCAGGACAGCCGAGCCCAGCCCCGGAGUUUUGACGUUGGUGAUUACGUCUUAAGGCGUAGGAAGGCCAGCAAGCCGGCGGAGGGAGGCAAACUUUCCAUCAAGUGGGAAGGCCCAUACGUGAUUGAUGCUGUGGUCGGACCCGGGACAUACAAAUUGAAGACGACAACAGGCCGGCUGGUAGAUCGUGUCUGGAACGCUGAGCAUCUGAUGAAGUUUUAUCAGUAGAGAACUGAAGUGUCACCUUUUCUUUAUGAACUCCUGUGCUCUGGGCACAGGAUUACAAUUUGUAAUUCUUCAUGUGGUCCGCCCACAUUAUGAAUUCAAUAUACUUUGCUAGCGAUAUUUUGCAUUCAAAAGAGGUCCGACCUCACUUAGCAAUUAAGGGCGGCGGCAAAAAAAAAAAAGAAGAAAAAAAAAAAAAAAAGAUACUAUGCCCCCCCUCGGUGUUUGGCCGACCUCGGUCAGGCUCUUGAACUGAAAAUGGCCCAUCGAUUUUCAAGAAUCCAAGCAAUUUUCUAAAGUAAAGAGCUAACCGCGACGGUUGAGGCGAUAGUAGGGCCGAUCCCCGGGUCGGGAGCGCCCAAGGUGCCGACCUCUGGGUCCCCCCUUUGAGCGCUCGCAACCCGACAUCGCUGGCCAAGCAGCUCGCACUCUCGCCAUCUCCGAGUUGGCGGUGCGGGUCCGUUCUGGUGGAUCAUGCAGGGUCCGCCCCUGUUGUUUGGCUAACCCCGCGGGAGUAACCAGAUUAUUCCCCAAGUCCGGGCGAACUGGACGGGUCAAGGCGAUAGUAGGACUGACCCCCGGGUCACGAACGUCGGGGUGCCGACCUAAGUGUCCUCCUUGUAAGUUCAAUGUCCGACCUUGCUGGCCGAACAAGUCGCAUACUUGUUGAUUCCAUAUCAACAGCGAACAGAUCACUUCUAUCUGACCAGGAGGGGCGUGGAUAGGCUUGGCCACGCCAGCCUAAUCGCCCCCUGGGAAGUUAGAGAAGCCGGAUCCCCGAUUAAAUUGCUUAAGUAUUCGCAACGCAAAGUAUAUGAAAAGAAAUGUGUGAAUUAAUUAAACAUUCAGUCAAAACACGUGUACAAGUGGAAGACAAGGAAAAUGCAAAAUACAAAGUCAUGGCAGGACAUGCCCAUCACCAUUGGCCUCGGGAAUCUCAUCUAACAUGGCAACCAAGUCUUGGCCGGACUCUUGAGCUCCCUCCUGCUGACCGGAUGCAAGGGGGGACCAUGUCCUCCGAAGGUCUUGGAAAGAACCAACACCAUUCGUUCGAGUUACCGGACUCCUCCUCCUGGCGGUAGACUCCUGGGGGCAAGAGGGCUAUUGCAGCUUCAGGUUUCUUCAUGCGGGCAGGAAGACCUAGCACGGAUGGAUAGAAGUCAGGGCCGAGACCCUCCAACUGAUCAUACAAUUUCUGCUGUGUCAGGUACUUGCCACUCUGAAAGGCGUACAGAACUUCACGAGCAUGCCAGUACUCCCCCUCGUCAGUCUUCAGCCACUUAUUUACUAAGUCAGAUUCCUUCGCUUCCACUCUGUCAGAUAUGGUUUUCUGGAAUUCGUCGGAGGCCUUGAACUCGAGAAUCGCCUUCUUGGCCACUUCUUCACGCUCUCUUGCAUGCAAAAGUUGUAACUCGGAGAAGGCUUUCUCCCUAGCCUGUAGGGCGGCUCUAACUUCAUCAACCUCACGCUGGAGCUUUGCUUGAGAAUGGUUGGCUGCCCAAAGUGCCCCAAUGGUCUUAGCAAGUCCCUGCGAAACAAAACAAACAAAAUAUGAUGGAAUCGAGGGGUAAAACAAAGUAUGCCGGAGAUGUGAUCGGCCACUCACAUCAACAUGGGUCCGAAUGGAACCCUCCAAGAGGGGUUGAAACCCCUGGGAGGUCAUACGUGCGAGGUCACCCGGCGGCAAGAUCGCCUGAAGCAUAGUCCACAACCGGGAAGCCCUCGUGCAUGAUCGAGGCACUCGGAGAUGGGAAUGUGUAAGCAACUGUGUGCUGAGUCAUCCUCUCACCAGCAUCUUCAUGCACCGGCCCGGUGGAUUGGAAUUCCGGGGUGACAGUCGCCCCCUCCAAAACAUGCCCCUCUCGGCACGGGGGGGCUCCGUGCCCUUUCCCCGCAGCGACCUGGGGGAGCACAGGAGCAGCGGCUACAUGAGGCUCCACCUCCUCGUCAUCAGACUCAUCCAAUUCGACCAGUAAGUCGACAAUAUCCCUCUUCUGCUUCUUCUUCGCUGGUGCGACAGGCUGAGGCCCAAAGGUAACCCUCACCCUCCUCGGAAUCUGUGCUACACGGUUUGGGGGAGCUCCACGCUCUUUUUCCUUGGUGGCUGUGGGAAUUGCACGAGCGAUGAAUGGCUGGGCCUCUUCGUCAUCGUCAUCAGAUUCGGCACCGACGAUAGGUUUCUCAGGCCUAUCAGGCACACCUGCGGAAGAAAAAUGUGAGGAUGAGAAAGGUGAAAUACAGAGUAGCCAAACCUAAAGUGAGGGAGUGACGAUCACCUAAGUAUGAGCUGAUGGAGCGGGGACCGCCUGCGGACAACAUCUCGAUGGAUGACUUGAGGUCAGGGGAAAGGGCGACCCGAUCACACUUCCGGAGCCGCUCACCCCACUGAAAUGGAGGUGACAGAAGGGUGGGGUCGGACACCCAGAUCCACCUCUUCUUCCAUCGGCUACCUGAGUCAGGGUAACCCGGCCGGAAUAGCUUGCUCACCGGCCUCUGGGAAACUGAGGCAAAAAAGCUGGAGGCGCGCCACUGGAAGCAGCUAAAAAACAAACUGAUUGUGGGGGUGAGGCCCACAUCCUCACAUCGCGCUACAAAAGCUGCAACGAACAUAUGAGCCGCCGGAGCCAGUUGGCCCGGGGCCACACCUAAGAAGAGAAGGAACUGAACCAGAAAAGGAUGCAGAGGCACAGCCAUCCCUAACUCCAGAGAGCGAAUAUGGACCCCGAAGUAAUGGACUGGGGGAUCACUCAGUACCUCAGUAGCCUCCGGAGUUCUCAAUGAACAAUUGGCACCGAUCAAGCUGUAGGCAACGGCAAGGUCCUCGUCCUGGAUAUGAGGGGAGAGGUUCGCCACCCCGCUAUUAUCGAGGCCCCACCAAAGAUUCGGGUCCUCCCGAGCACUCGAAUCCUCAUCAGAAUCUGACACGACCACAUGUUGCGCUCGUGCUCUAUUUGGAACACGCAGUUGCUGGCUAUCAGGAGUAGUGGCCCGCCUAGCUGGUGCCAUCUCUGGGAAGACGUCGACCUGCUGACCAGUGGCUUCCCCCGCAGGCGUAUGUGGUCGAGCGCCACGGCUAACCCGCACAGGUCUCGCGGCCACCACACGCUUUCCUUCUGUGAUGGCUGGUAGUCCCGAGUCUGAUGGCUUGGGGAGGGGCUCGGCUACAACUUGCGACGCGGAAAGAAGACCCAGUCUGGCUCAUCGCCCAACUAGGGGGAGGGAACCGGCACCACCGGCAGCCGGCAGUAAGGUGGACCCGGUCAUCAUACGCGUGCAUGGAUUUCCGCCAACCCAAGGAGGGAGAGAACACGGUGGCAGCUCUCCGAACAGCCUGAGCGCCGGAGGGAUGGACAAGUAGGGCGCCCAGCCGCCGGGAAGCCUACCUCUGGGAGACGCCGACCGGCAGGGGGUGGCCGCCGGCCCAUGCGAGGCACCCCAGCCGGACGCGGUAGUAGGCCAGACCGGCCGGCCAGGCUUGCCGGACUGCCAGGGCGGCAUCGUCACCGGUGGGCGACGCGGGACAGCCACCUAGUACGGCGGGGUCGACCCAGUGGAGCCGCCGGAGGAAAAAACGGCGGUCAGCCCACUCAGAUCGGCCGGCCAGAUGUGCCGGACUGUCAGGCCGGACUCGCUCAGACCGGUGGACGGCGCGGGACAGCCGCCUAGCACGGCGGGGUCAACCCAGUGGAGCCGCCGGAGGGAAAGCGGCGGUCAGCCCGCUGCUUGGGUUGACUGCGGCGCUGAGGCAGUGCGGGCGACGCGAGGAAGACGCGCGCAGGAAACCAGGGGAGAGAAGAGAAAAGAAAGGAAAGAAAAAGAAAGGAAAGAAAAGAAAAGAAAAGGAAAGAAAAGAAAAGGAAAAAAGGGGAAAAGAAAAAAAAAAGGAAAGAAAUUUAGUCCGGAAAUAAUUACAAAAAAAUAAUUAUGAUGAAUUUCAGGAAUUUUCGGAAGCUGACCUGGAUUCUGAAGCCUGGAAGAAAGCUGACUGUUGGAAUGCUGGGAUGCUGAGGGAAUUAAUUUGAAGCCUUUUUAAGCUGAGAGCUUUAUUUAAAAUUGGAAAAUUUCCAUAAAUUGUGGAUUUGACAGAAUCCGCAAUUAUUGCUCACUGGUAUGUGAAUAUUUUCUAAUUGACGGCUGACUUGGACUACUCCCUCUUAGCCGAGUCUACUACUCGACUAAGGGAGUGGGGGACUCGUGAUGGGAUUAUGGGACUAGGCCCAAUGCCUAAUCAGACUUGGCCCCAAACUUGGAUCAGCGGGUCCAAGCCCACGGCUGUUGUCUCGCCAGGCAAGCCCAUCUAGUGAACCCAGCGAUCAGAUAUCAGGUCGACCCAACCGACCGGGCCCAUCAGGGAGUGGAAGUCCGGCGGAGCAGAAGCCCAAGACGGCCUGCCUACCGGCCCAACCGGAAGCCCGUCUUCGGUCUAGCGAGGAGCCUGAUUCCGGCCCAGCAGAAGCCUGUCGCCCAGGGAGCCCGAGCGCCCAGCCUGCCAGCCAGGGAAGAGCAACGGCCAGCCAACCAGGGAAGAGUAACGGCCAGGCAUUAAUACGAUAUUUAUUUAUGUGAUUAAUUAUGUAUUAACAUGGUAAUUAAAUUAGCCAUUAUAACGUUUGGCAGUUACCAUUUGUAAUCGCCUAUAUAAGGCAAGUUGGAUUCAAAUAAUAGACAAGUCAUUUCUGGCAACUCAAUCUCCUAGCACUUUCCUUAUUCGUACUGCUUUCUUGAUUUCCUGCUUGAGUGUCUUUCGUAGCUUUCCUAAAAGCCUACGAGCGUCCUAUUUUGGACCAACAGUACUGUUCUAUGUACUCAAGAUUUCUGCUGAAUAUGAGGAAGAGGUUUACUUAGAGACAUUUCUAUCAUGUUGGCUCUGUGCGUUUGUAUUGCCACAUGAAGGUUCCAGAGUCAUCUGUCCAGAAAUACUCAAAGUUACUUGUAUGAUGACUCGAGGUAAACGGAUAUGCCUUGCAGUCUCGAUUCUUGUAAGUAUUUACCAUGAGUUUAAUCGGACUUUAAAUGCUCCAACUAGUGGUCAAGUUAGAACGUGCUUUCCUACUCACUAUUCCAUGAGAAGCAGAGAAUUAUGAUGCCAACCAUCCAUAGACAUAGUGAAAAAGAAAGCAUGUUCUAACUUGAUCAGAUGUUGGAGCAUUUGAGAUCUCAUUAAGCUCAUGAUAAAUAUUGGGUCUGCAAGGCAUACCUGUUUCCUUCAAGCCAUCAUACAAGCAACUUUGAAUUUUUCCAGGCGGAUAACUCUGUGACCUUCAUGUAGCAAUACAAAUGCAAAAAACAAACAUGAUAGAAAUGAUGUUAAGUACAUGGAACAAUACCCUCAUAAAAUUUGACCAUUUUCCAAAUUUUGGAUAGCUCUGCUCAGAUUAUGGGUUGCCUUAACACGAGAUGAUCUUUUCUAUUUUGUUCUCAAUGGAGGCACGGUAUACUUGGAGGCCUUCUUGAACCAUAAUUUGACCCACGCAUGAACACGCAAAACACGUUUAUCUUCUGUUUUCAGGAAAAGGAUGAUGAUAUGCGUGAAAUAAGUAUUUGCAUAGCUGAAGUGAACAGUGAGCGCUCGCAUCUAACAACUCGAAAGUGUUUGGAAUAGAUCCAUCAUAUGCGUGUCGUAUGAUAGGUAAUUCUUCGAUAACAUUCAAGUCUCAAAGUGUGAUCGUCAACUCACCAAUGGACGUGAGUAAAGUAUUUACCAUGGGACACCAUACCUCACUAAAUGUUUGUACAACAUUAGUACACCGAUCAUACAUGAAAGAUGGGGCAUAAACAACAUCAUAAAUUAGCCCCUCCUCGAGAAUGCUUUUACCCAGACUCAAAAUGUCCUCAGCCCAGUCCAAUAACCUGUGAUGAAUCUAAACUCGUCACCAAAUGAUAAGGUAUUUGUCAGUGGGAUGUUUUCAUCAUGGAUCCGUCUACCCAAACAAGGGAGAAUCUCAGAAGAAAGCCUAUGAAAAAAAGUCAGAUGCUAAAGUCCGCAUAGUUUGAGCUUGAUACUCGCACUCAAGAGUCCAGUCUGUAACUCGGCACGACACGAAAGUUUCAUCCCAAAGCUCGCGAGCGAGUGGAUUAUGCAUCUUCAAAAGAAUCUCAUCGUCAUUCUUCUUGCUUGUUGAUACAGAGAGAUAUUUUUUGCUUCCAUGCUUAACGUCUCUAAAAUAUAUCAUCUUGUACUGCAAGAAAUAAAAAAUGUCAUUAUUAUUACUAAAAAGGCAUAGUAAAAUAAUGAUGAUGAUGAUAUAUAACAACUCGGUGAUGGUAAUUUGUCAAAACACUUCGGUCCAUUUUGAGAAGUUAUCAGUAGCGGCUAGUAUAUAUGAGUGUCCUCCUGAUGAAUAUGCAUGUUAUUAGCGGCCCGGGCCUUUGAAUUUUGAACUCAAAUUUGUGGACAUAAUUUACACUUCAUUGA